AUGGGGGCAUUGGAAAGGGUGGUGUGUUGCUGUCAGAAAUGCCAAAAUAUAAAGCUGAAAAUACGUGCUUUGAACCAGGCUGCGACUGCAACAGGGCAUAGAGAAGCGAAGAUUCAAGAAGAUGACCUCGCUCAAAUUUCAAAGAUUACCCUCUGCAAGGAGAGUGACUCUAAUCGACCAGCAGCAAAAUGCAUCAAUCGGGAGUGUACUGUGUGUGGUAUCAAGAAGAUUUCUGAACACUUCAGGGAAAUGAAGACAAACAACGGAAAUAAAACCGUCAAGUAUGAAAUUUGGUUGCGUGUCAAAAAAACGAAGGAUGUGAAAGGGGUCAAGAAGGAAAUAACAGUGACUGAGCCAGUGACGAAAGAAGCCACCGUUGGAGAGUUGAUUGAUCUGCUUGAGCAAGGCAUGAAAAUUAUUCGUGCACCAACCAAGACGAAGUGCAAAAGUGGUCAUUGGGGCGACAAGCCACAAGCUACAAUUCACCCGGUGAUGGCGUUCAUAAACAAGGGAAAUGAUCAUAGGCCAUUCACCCACAAGGCAGCACUAAUUUUCAUCUCAGACGAGAAGAAGCAUGAUGCCGACGCCGUUGCAACAUACAUGUCUAUUGCGUACCCAUAUCUUCGAAAAGAAUAUGGUGUAACACAUGUUGAGGAGUUUUCUGACUGCUGCGCUGCGCAAUACAGGUGUGGCAAGAGUUUUGCUGACUUUUCUUUUUACGAACAUGAUUUUGCUGUUAGUGUUCAGCACAACUACUUUGAGAGUUCACACGGAAAGUCGUCAGCUGAUGGCUUAGGUGCGGUGGUAAAGCACAGGGCUACGGUGGCUGUUACAAGACGGCAGGCUACCAUCAGGAAUGCCGAAGAGCUGUAUCAGUUCUGUGUUACAAAUUUUUCGGAUGUUGGGCAGUCAUGUUUCCCAGCUGAGAGGAAAAAGUACACAAGUUCGGCUCGAAAGUUCUUCUAUGUGAAAAAGGAGGAUAAAGAACAUCAGAGACCAUCACGUGCUGUCAAAUCUGUUCCCGGAACAAUGAAAAUUCACUGCCUGAAGCCAACUGGUCAGCCAUACCAGAUAGAAACAAGAAUCCUGUUAUGCUUCUGUCAAACCUGUGCCAUCAAUCCAGCAGUUGGUGUCUGUGACAAUCGAGAGUAUGUAGGUGAAUGGAAGAAAACUCGUCUUCAUUUACUGGAACCAAAGAAGGAUAAAGUCAACAAAGGCAAACAUCCCCAGAAAGAGCAGCAGCACUCAUCCAGCGACAGGGCACCCUUGGCUAACACUGAUGGUGAAAGCAAUGAUGAGACCGAUGGAGUUUGUCGUAUUGGAGAUUAUGUGGUAGUGAAGCUAGGCACAACAUCUGGCAAAACCAAGUUGUACUGCGCUGUGAUCCAGAAUGUGCACGAAGGAACAAAGACAUGUGAUAUUGUCUAUUUAAAGUCGCAUGGGAGGAGUUAUUUCACACUUGAUGAAAUGGACAUUGACACUGUGGGAUUUGAGUGUAUUGUAACUUCCCUUAAGCAGCCCCAGGUCAAUAAGCGUGACCAGUACUUCUUCAAGGUGCCAAGUGAUAUCAGACUUGAGUAGAAGCGUUGAACACAUUGAAAACAUUGAAAGCAAUUUUCAGAAAAUGCUUUAUUUUUGUCUAGAUUUUUGCUGACACUACACUCAUGGCUUAUUGCAAGCCAACCAUGCAUCUCAAUGGAAUCCUCAAGUUCCAAGCACCAGUAGAUGCUUUCUUUACUUGUGUUAUGUAGUUCCAUAUUAGUGUUUUCUAUUACUGUUGGACUGUUAUAAUUCCCGUUUGUUAAUUCAGAUAACUGUAAAUCACCACAGUGCCAAGUGGGUGCCACUCAACUGAAAUCUAGACCCUUUUUUAGGGGAAACCAAUCGCUGGAUAAUCCUCAGGAAAGUCAGAAACCAUGAAUGGCAUGAUCAUUUGUCAGGAACCUUCAAUUAGGGA
Molecule: messenger RNA, 1957 nt
Organism: Lineus longissimus
Lineage: Eukaryota; Metazoa; Nemertea; Pilidiophora; Heteronemertea; Lineidae
Exons: 4
Coding region: 1-1581 (526 amino acids)
Source: RefSeq, a predicted model, not a curated record